This is a messenger RNA of Zeugodacus cucurbitae (melon fly), 3670 nucleotides long. RefSeq names its product protein single-minded (gene sim). The transcript has 9 exons. Gene Ontology annotation, cellular component: cytoplasm; nucleus; transcription regulator complex. Lineage: Eukaryota; Metazoa; Arthropoda; Insecta; Diptera; Tephritidae. The coding region runs from base 1269 to 3665 and encodes 798 amino acids. Gene Ontology annotation, biological process: regulation of transcription by RNA polymerase II. Gene Ontology annotation, molecular function: RNA polymerase II transcription regulatory region sequence-specific DNA binding; protein dimerization activity; DNA-binding transcription factor activity, RNA polymerase II-specific. The record is from RefSeq and is a predicted model, not a curated record.
UAAGCGUUAAAUUAAAACGCUGAUGAAAGUGCUGUGAAAAGUUAACUUCUAGCGGGGGACAAUUAACAAAAACAACAAACAAAAACUCAAAGAAAAUAUUAAGAAAAGAAAGAAAGAAAUGUAAAGAAAGCUCAAGUGCAUCCAAUCCCCAGCUGAAAGUCGAACAAUUAAAUAGCGGUCGCGCUGAGUAAAAGUGUAGCUGAGGUAGAAGAAGUGAAAUUUUCAUAUGAAAUGCAAAAUUUUGCCAAGUCAACAUAAGUCACGGAGUGCAAAAUGUGAAUAUUAUUUAUUUUGAUUUGCUUGACAUUGGGGAAGUGCUAACCACAUACAUAUGUGAGUGUGUGUGUGUGUGUAAGUAAAUUUUAGUACACUAAGAAAGCAUGGUAAGAGUCGGAGACCGUUGGCGAUAAAGCUCGCCUCGCGCAUUGAACGUCAACUCGCAAGAGUUUCGCUCGACUUUAAAGCAGCGGCAAGUAGUGAGCGUUGUCGGCGGCGGCGUCGCUAACGAUAUGGCGCCCGUUCGCCCGCUUAAUGAUCGCUACAUACUCGUACAUACAUAUGUAUAUUCGACUAUGCGAUCAACACCGCGCUUGGGGCGCAAAUCGCUCCAAUUGAGGCUUGGCGACAUUUCACCGUUUAGUUGCAUCGCGUCCAUUGCCAGUGAGUUUAGGGUUGUUGCCGUUAGCCGCGACUCAAGAAGAAAUCCGAAAAUACUAAAAUUCGACGCGAACGCGAUCGUUUUUAAUACAAAAAAAUAUUUUCAAAAUAUCUCGAAAUUGUAAUUGUUGCGGUUUAAAUUGUUAUUCCAUUACAAAAAAAGGUUCCUGGCCUUCAGUCGCGCAUUUUUCAUGGCGCAUAAUUUACGAUAUUUAAUUCAUAUGCGCCGAAAGUGAAUAUUUGUGGUGUUGGUGUUGUUGUUUUUGUUGUUGUCAGUGCCGCCGUCGUCUGCCGCGCGCCUCUAAUAAUUUCGAGUUUUGAAUUACCGAGACACUUGAGAAUUUUUUGCAUAAAGUGUAAUUGCAACUGUGUGCCGCCUGACAUCAAGUCCAGCCACAUUCGUGUGUCUUGCAUAUUUCGAGCGCCUGGUUAGUGCUCGACGGGCACACGUGAUACACCCGCGCUGCGACGUUACUGACAUAACCGUUAUAAUCGUCAUUUAUUUGCUAACCACAGCCACCGCCGUCGCACUUGAUUCCCUCCAAAAGUUAGCAUGUCGAACGGCGACAGCUCUCCUUCAACUCCAACAGCAGCAGCAGCAGCACUUUGAGAUGGAUCCAAAGAGCUUAGCUAAAUCCUGUGCCAUGAAGGAGAAGAGUAAAAAUGCCGCUCGCACUAGACGUGAAAAGGAAAAUGCGGAAUUCUUCGAAUUGGCCAAACUACUACCACUACCAAGUGCAAUUACAUCACAGUUGGAUAAAGCGUCCAUCAUAAGAUUAACCACGUCGUAUCUGAAAAUGCGUCAAGUCUUUCCCGAUGGUCUGGGCGAGGCGUGGGGCACUUCACCGGCCAUGCAACGCGGCGCUAUCAAAGAGCUUGGCUCACAUUUGCUGCAAACAUUGGACGGUUUCAUAUUUGUUGUGGCACCGGAUGGCAAAAUUAUGUACAUCUCCGAAACGGCAUCCGUACAAUUGGGCCUCAGUCAGGUUGAGCUCACUGGCAAUUCCAUAUUUGAGUAUAUACACAACCACGAUCACGAUGAGAUGAACGCUAUACUCCAACUGCAUCCUUAUAUGUACCAAAAUCCGGAUGCAUUUAUUAAUUCAUUACAUCUACCACAGAGCGGCAAUCCACCCACCGGCCAUCCGAGUGUCAUCGGCAGUCCGAAUGGCAGCUAUUGCAAUGAACGUGGCUCACAUACGAUCGAAUUGCAAAAGUCCUUCUUCCUGCGCAUGAAGUGUGUGCUGGCGAAACGGAACGCUGGACUCACAACAUCCGGUUAUAAGGUUAUUCAUUGCUCGGGCUACUUGAAAGCGCGCAUAAUUCCCGAUUAUGGCGAUGGUCAUGGCGGUUACAUACAAAAUCUGGGUCUUGUAGCUGUUGGCCACUCCCUGCCUUCGUCUGCGAUAACGGAAAUUAAACUACACACGAAUAUGUUUAUGUUUCGUGCGUGUAUGGAUCUGAAGUUGAUAUUUUUAGAUGCGAGAGUAUCCCAACUCACCGGCUAUGAACCGCAAGACCUCAUCGAGAAGACGCUCUAUCAGUACAUACACGUUGCGGACAUUGGAGCAAUGAGCUGCGCCCACCAAACGCUGGUAUACAAAGGACAAGUCACCACCAAAUACUAUCGCUUUCUGACGAAGGGCGGCGGCUGGGUCUGGGUGCAAUCGUAUGCGACCGUCGUGCACAACACACGCUCAUCGCGCACACAUUGUAUCGUCAGUGUAAAUUAUGUCCUUAGUGAACAAGAGGCCAAAGACUUGAUUCUCAAUGAAAUACAAACGGGUGUGGUUAAGAGCGAACCAAUCACCGCCUCGGCUGCGCUGACGCCAUCUUUGCAUGCGGCACACGCAGCUGGCGGCGCUGUCACACACCCGGCGCUAAGCAAUGGCAUUGCAGUUGGCAGCUCGUCGAGUUGCGCGGCGCUCAGCGUGAGUCCCAAACUGGAUGCGUGCUACGAAAGCGCUGGCGUACACUUACCACCUAAUGUGCUGACGCCGGUAUUGACUGGCGGCAGCAGCAGCAGUGGCGGUGGCGGCGGCGUCGCAGCGCAUAAUAAUAACAACAAUAAUGCCUAUAUGACGGGACAUAUAAUGCAUACACAACUGCCGCAUCAUCAACACGCGCAACUGCACGGGCAUCCGAAUGCGCAUGUGCAUGCGCAUCAUCUGCAUCACGUGCAUCCGCAUGCGCAUGCUCACGAAGUGCCGCUACCACCGCAAACGCAACACGAAAACCUCAACUACACGACGCUUUUCCCGCCGAUCAACGAACUCGUCGUGACGUCAUCGACGCUCGGUCAUGAGAUGCAAUACCCGGACACAACCACUGGUGUUGGGGGGCCCUACUACAGUAGUAGUGUUGGCGCGCCCAAUAGCAAUAACAACUCUGGCAGUGAACAUUACUAUUAUGAGGCGGCGCCAUCGGCGACCUCACUAAAUCGACCGUACUCGGCGAAUUCGAAUAGCUGUUCGAGUAGUGCGGAGAGCGAGCGGCAGAUGUCCACCGGAAAUGCAUCGAUUAUAACGGGCAAUUCGCCACAGACGACGUACAGCGAGUUGAGUCACACCUUUGAGUUGCAUUACUUGUCGGACAGCAGUUCGCAUCAACAGGCCGCUAUGGCGGUACCACCGACCGCACAACAACAGCAACAACAUCACCUACAACCAAUGGAACAUCAUCAACACACGCAUCACCACCAAACACAUCAGCAACUGCAACAACAACAAACCUUGGCGUCCAGUCAUAUUGCUGCUGCGCCACAGACUCAGCCACAACAACAACAAAUGGAGCAUCAACAAAUGCAUCAUCAACAUCAAACGACACUGGUUGCCCAUCAACUGCAACAACAUGAACAUGAACAACUACAACAGCAGCAACAACAACAUGAACAAAUAGCGCGCUCAUUCGCCGUCGCCGUGGAGAAGGGCGUCAGCGUGCAACCGCAAUACACCAGCGUCAUUGUUGACCCCCAUCAUCAUUAUAUACCCAACGAUUUUGUACAUUAGCAUUU